This is a messenger RNA of Aphanomyces invadans, 4787 nucleotides long. RefSeq lists its product as hypothetical. Gene Ontology annotation, cellular component: cytoplasm; myosin complex; vesicle. The record is from RefSeq and is a predicted model, not a curated record. The transcript has 4 exons. NCBI's taxonomy places the organism in Eukaryota, Oomycota, Saprolegniomycetes, Saprolegniales, Verrucalvaceae. The coding region runs from base 46 to 4452 and encodes 1468 amino acids. Gene Ontology annotation, biological process: actin filament organization; vesicle transport along actin filament. Gene Ontology annotation, molecular function: ATP binding; microfilament motor activity; phosphatidylinositol binding.
ACGGGACCCCCUUCCGCAGAAUUUGACUGCCAAGUCGCCGCAACGAUGGCGACGCCGGGCGUGAUCAGCAAGCAGCAGUCCACGUUGGAGAACGUGGAAAACAUGCCCAUCGCGGUGGGGGACACCGUGUGGGUGCCUGGCGCUGAUCAAGUGUGGGAGCUGGCCUCCGUCAUGGCGAUUGGGGGGCUCAAAGUCACGGUCCGAAACUCGCACAACAAGGUUGCGCAAGUCGAUCGCGGCCUGUCGUUGCCGCAAAACCCGCGCGUCACCGAUGACAUGACGGCCCUAUACUUUAUUCAUGAGCCUGGUGUCUUGCACAACUUGUCGGAACGCUCCAAGCUCGACGGACAGCGACCCUACACUUUUAUGGCGAACGUACUGAUUGCAGUGAAUCCCCUGAGGCCCCUCGCCGACCCGCGCAUCAGUGAGAUCGUCAACAACUCCAACUGUCCCCCGCAUCCCUAUGCUGUCGCGGAAAUGGCGUACCAGCAAAUGGUGUACAACUCCACCCGGGAAAUGCCCACGAAUCAAUCUGUCGUCAUUUCCGGCGAGUCUGGGGCCGGGAAGACUGAAUCGUCCAAGAUCGUCCUCAAGCACUUGACAACCCGCGGUGUGUUUGGCAAGAAGGCAACGCCUGCGCAAGUCGACGAAUUUGCCGCCGCGCGCCACGACAACUCCAACUCGCUCGACAACCGAUUGAUCGAACAGAAUCCGAUCUUGGAAGCGUUUGGGAAUGCCAAGACAUUGCGAAACCACAACUCGUCUCGCUUUGGCAAGUUUAUGAAGCUCCAGUUUACGGCGGACGGCGCGUUCAAGCUCGCGGGCGCGUUUGUCGAAACAUACCUGUUGGAAAAGUCGCGUCUGGUGUACCAGGUCGAUGGCGAGCGCAACUUUCACAUCUUUUACCAACUCUUGCAAGGCGGGUCCGUGCAGUCGAAGGCCGAAUUCAAGCUCACCAAGGCGCAGGACUACCACUACCUGAACCAGAGCAACUGCUACGUGGCGGAAGACACGGACGACAAGGCCAACUACAACGCGGUGGUGCACGGGUUGGGCUGCGUCGGCAUGGACACGGCCAAGCAACACACAAUCUUUUCCAUCGUCGCCGGGUUGCUCCACAUGGGGAACAUCGAUUUCGACGAAGAAGACACGGCCGAAGGCGAGGCCGCCAUCGUGCAAUCGCCUGCCGCUGUGAAUGCACUCACAACGGCGGCGGCGUUGCUCGGUUUGGACUCGAAGGCCAUGCUCAAGGUUAUUACGGAACGUGAGAUCGUGACGCGCGGGGAGCUCUUUGUUGUCCGCCGCAACGCGCAGAAUGCCGUGUAUGCCCGAGACGCGAUUGCCAAGUCGAUUUACGGCCGCCUCUUCGACUGGAUCAUCUCGCAAGUGAACAUCUCGCUCGGGCAGGACCCGCAGCCGCUGCCGUACAUUGGUGUGUUGGAUAUCUUUGGGUUCGAGUCGUUCCAGCGCAACGAUUUCGAGCAGCUCUUGAUCAACUACACGAACGAAGUCCUCCAGCGCACGUUCAACAAUCAAGUGUUUAUCGCCGAAAUGGAGUUGUACAAGCGGGAAGGCAUCACGGUCGGCCGCAUCGAUUGGCCCGACAACCGCGAGUGCGUCGAGCUGAUUGCGGCGAAACCAAGCGGGAUUUUGCAACUCUUGGACAACGAAGCGGCCAACCCAAAGCCGUCGGACGCCAAGUUCCUCGCCCUCCUCCACCGCACGCACGACAAGAACCCGUUCUUUCCCCGUCCCCAUCCCAAGGAUAUGCAGGAAAUGUUUAUUGUGCGCCACUUUGCUGGGUGCGUCAGCUACACAAUCGGCGCCUUUAUCGACAAGAACAACGACACGAUCCCCAAGGACAUGGCGGAUCUGUUUUUGUCGUCGAGCUUCCCUGUCGUCCGCGAACUCUUUGACGAAGAAGCGAACGAAAGCAAGGUCGCGCCGGGCAAGAAGAAGACUCUCAAGAGCGUCGCCGCCAAGUUUACAAAGCAAAUGCAAGAGCUGGUCGACACGCUGGACGCGACCCGAUGCAACUUUAUCCGAUGCAUCAAGCCGAACGCGUUGAUGAAGGUCGGGUACUUUGAUCCGCGGUACGUGGUUGGCCAACUGCGAUGCCAAGGCAUCAUGCAAACGGCCCAAGUGCUCAAGGUCGGGCUCCCGACCCGCGUCGCGUACAACGAACUUGUCGGCGCGUACAAGAAGUACAUGCCCCCCGACGCGCAGCGCUUGUUUGCGCAGCAAAGUGAUGCGACGCUGAUCACGGCGAUCCUGUGGGCGUUCCAAGUCCCGAACGACGCGUUCAAGCUAGGUAUUUCCAAGCUGUUUUUCAAGGCUGGCAAGAUCAGCUUGCUCGAUGCGAUUUUGAAGCUGAACUGGAACACGGACGGCCCGCGCAUCGUCGGUCGCAUGAAGUUGUGGCUCGCUCGUCGUCGCUGGCGUGUGGCGUUGGCCAAAGUCCAGUCUCAACUCGAGUGGAAGAGCAUGCUGCGCCGCAUCCAGUACCGCAAGGACGCCGUUCGCCGCAUUCAGAUAUGGUGGCGCGGGUUCUCUGUGCGCCAUCAAUUCCUCAAGCAAAAGACAUCAGCGAUUCUGAUUCAAGCCGUGUUCCGAGGCCACAAGGGCCGUCAAGCAUUCAAGGUGAAGAAGAUCGAAAUGAUCGCGGCCGCCAAUGCCCGCGCCGAAGAGAGUCGCCGUCAAGCCGAGGAAGCCAAACGUGCCCAGGAAGCUGCGCAACGCGCCGCCGAGGAAGCGCGCCGUCAAGCAGAUUUGGCUCUCCGCGAGGCCGAACUCCGUGCUAUCGCCGAAGAAGAACGUCGCAAGAUGGAAGAAGAUGCCAAGCGUGCCGAAGCCGAAGCCAUCGCGUUGGCCCGUGCGGCCGAACUCGCGGUCCGCGAAGCUGAGCUCGCCGCCACGGAAGCGGCAGCAGCCGUCGAGCACGAGCGGCAAGCAGAACGCAAGGCAAUGCAAGAAGCGCACGACCUGGAAAUGCGCAUGAUCCGCGAACGCGAAGAAGCCCAAAAACGCAAAGAGCAAGCAUUGUUGGACGCGGCGGCGCUUUCCGCCGGUCUCCUUGGCGGCUUGGCCACCGUGAACGCCAUGAACUCGACGCAAGGUCGCAACGUGAGUGUCGUCGAAAUCCCAGACAACAUCUCGGAAGAAAACAAGGAGCAGCUCAAGCAACUGAACGAACUGUUGCUUUCCGGCGCGAUCGACCAAGCCGAGUACGAGGAAUUGAUUCCGUUCCUGCUGGAAGCCCAGCAAGACCGGUCCCCCGCCGCUGGCCCUGUGCUCACCCCCGAAGAACAGGAGUCACUCAACCGAUUGUACAACACGCAAAUCUAUGGCAUUCAAAUCCGAUGCCCGGCCUGUGGGGUCAGCAACAACACGGCCAACGGCAACAACUGUACAGAAUGCGGCAGUAUGCUCACGGCCGCGGCGGGCGAACAUGGCUCUGCAGCCGAUCAUCGGUACUAUGGCGCGCGCACGCGAUCGAUGUCAACGUCGGCGUUGAGCACGCCGCCGGGAUCGUUUACAAUGGACGGGACGCGUGUGUCGAUCCACGGCGGAUUCUUCCAGUGCGGCAUGCAUGGCACGCAGAUGCUCCAGGACGAAAACUUCGCCGAGUAUACGGUGUAUGUGCUCCGUUGUGGGUGGCAGGCCAAGGAAGCGAGCGCGCCAACAUACUGGCUCAUCUCGCAUCGCUUUUCCGUGUUUGAAAAGCUGCACAAGGAUCUCAAGCACAAAAUCCCACCCAAUCUCGCGACGCUGCCGUCGUUCCCGCGCAAGCAUCGCUUGGCGGGGGUGUUUGCCGGUCGCACGGGCAACUCGAACGAGAUCGUCGAAGAGCGGAAGCAAGCGCUGGAGCGGUACAUGAACGAAGUGAUUGAAAUCUGCGCGCGAUUGCCCAGCACGUUGGCCGUGCCGGAAUUGGAUCGUUUCUUAAACUUGUCGCGCCAAGUGCAGCAGUUCCAGCGCCAGUUGGGCCUGUUGGCCGGGAUCGAAAGCACUUUGCAGCCGUCCAACAUCCACCUGGAAGGGGCGGAGGCGCUGGCAGCCCGCGAACAAGCCCGCUUGCCCACGGAAUUGCCGACGCCGCUGGACGAAGAAGAGCUUGGACAGACGGAAGAGGCCGUCCAUGUGCUGAUGAACGCCAUUCGCAACGCCCAAGGCGACUUACGACGCAACCAGGAGGUGCAAACGUUGCUCAAGGUGUGCGUCCAGCUGCAGCCCCGGCUUCAAAUGAGCGCCAACUUGGACAACCCGUUUGCCAACGUCGAGCUCAUUCCCCGUGCUAUGCAGUGCCAAGAAGACUUGGAAACGACCAUCGGGCUCUACAACGACUCUCUGUUGGCUGUCACGGAAACGUACACGAUCUCGGGCGCGAACCAGCCGCCGGCGCCGUUCGUCCCAGGCCAAACCAACUCGUAUCAACGUUCGUAUGGGUACUAAAAUCGUCGACGACAGGGUAGGAAGAAGGCAAGCCCCACCGGCAGGACUGCCCAGAAGCAACGCGUGCGGCCACAUUAUGCAUGUUCAAUUCAUUUUCAGUCGAAAUCGAUGGCCCCACUCGUGCGGGCAGUGUCCCGUCCGCGGUGGACGUACUCGCCAGACUCGAUCGAUCCCGUGCUGGACGCGUUGUCAUCGAUGGACGAUGCAGGCAUGAAGAGCGUGUGGAGUUGGCCGUCUUCCACGGACGACGAGUUGGACGGUGGUGCACUUACAACGGCCCGACGAGUCGACGAUGGCCAGUGGGCGUUGUGGAGAUGAUAAAACGUCGAGUGCGC